AGGUACAUUUUUUCUAUGUUAUUUUCCUGUGAAACUGCAUUGCGGCUCCUGCACUUUGUUAGAACCCGUUUACGCUUCUACCAGGACGCCCAUCUUGUAGCACUACUUAUGCACAGCCAAACUUCUGGAGCCUUUACUCCGGAAAAGACAAGCCACAGGAGCGAAGAAGCUGAUGAUAAAUUACAAAAGUUUUUGUGGGCCCGUGAACAUGCGGAUGCUACCCACCUUCGUCAUCGUCGCGGUUGGGAUAGACCUCUCCCGUACUUACCGACGUGGAGGUUUCUGGACGAGUGGCAACCUUCCAAAAGAAGAGAGGUGAUGUCUCCAGUAUUUGCCUUGUGCUGUGAGUGCGUUCACUGCCUUGACUACGGGUUGUUUACGUUCAACGCUCUUGAGUGCUGUAAACUUCUCUAUGUAAAGGCAGCCUUCACCCUCUGUGCUUUUAUGCUCUAUCGCUUGCAGCACACGUCCUUGCUGCUAUACUUCCUCAUUUACGGGGCAUUGACCCUCGUGACUCUAUUCUGCAACAUCAUCGAUCGCUUUGCACCCUACGAGUGGCUUCGCCCGCUUUGGGUCUACGGGGUUUUCAUGUACUCUUGCGUUCUGCUUGCUAUCGGUAACACCAUUAGCGACAAUGAGGAAAUCAUCUUUCCAUUUCAUACGGCCUUUAUACCUUUAUUUUCUGUAUCUUUCGCGUAUAUCCUGCUUUCCAUUAUGAAUCCACAAAUCCGCUAUUGCACGUACAAGGACGUCAUUCUUGGUCUCAGCUCCUGGAUAAGGACAAAAUGCGGGAUCAUGUGCACUGGAGCGCAUAUUUUUAUUUAUACCUGCCUUUAUUUGUUUUCGCUGACGAACGGCGUCUGGACGUUAAAACCGCUCUGCAUUGUUGGCUUGCUUGUCGGAGUUCUUAUUGUCCCGAUUAACUUUGGCUUCUGCUUAUUGGUUCAUCUCCCCAUCUCUUUGCUUUUAAUUUCAUCAUCAGUUCAUCUUUCGACACUUGACCAGAUGUACGCGUUGGAUUUGCUGGAGAAAGUCAUAUCAGGGCCUUUACUUGAGCAGGCCAGAUUAGCUUUAGAUAUCCACUGUACUAGCGGCAUUGCGGGGUUGCUCAGCUUCCUACUCUGGUUUUGGCACGUAUUUACUUUGUUGUGGACCUCUUAUUUGACGCUCAGGAGCAGAACAGCGCGCUACGCUAUGGCCCUUUUUAUAUAUUUUUUUCACUACUUCGUGGCUGUAGUCCUCCUCGCUGUUGCUGAAAAAGAAACAAACUCGAUGCUUCAUUUCGUUCAAACACUUUUGGCUUUUGGGUCGUUUUUUGUUGGCCUUCAACCCUCUCUCCCGUUUAUGCUCAAUAUUGACUGCGCAAAAACCGUGGCAAAAAUUACACUCCCGAUAGGCAAUAUCACAAAUCUCUUGACCGGCGAAGUUGAGUUCGGCGCGUAUAUGAAAGAUCUGAAGAAAAGAGGCUUAAAACAGAUAAAAUCGCAUUUGAAAGAAACCAGUAAAAGUUUACAGCCCCGUGUGGAAGAACGUAUUGGGAUAUCUGCUACGAAUCAAACGCCCAAAGCUCAGAAAAGAAAAUUAUUUCAAAAAAAUCCGUUUCCCAUAUUUUGCUGGCCUCCUCUGGCUCUCUUGACUGCUCUGCGCCUGGAUAGAAUAGCACCGCAAAACCACAUUAGCCACCUUCUCACCGUUGUGACGGCCAUCGUGGCCGUCUGGGCACUGAUGGUGAAGACCAAAAGCAUUUGGACGGGAAUAUCCGCGUGUUCCGCGUGUCUUCUUUACGCGGUCUUAUAUGAGUCUGUCCUCUUUACCUUUGUAACCUCAACUUUACUGUACUUUCUUGUUUGGUUCUACGUGCGUGCCGCCUAUCCUGCGCGUGGCAGUUUUGCAGUCGGUAUUGUAACGGGAGUGCUUAUAUUCGCACAUAUGCACUACUGUUUGCCCCCCCAAAAGCCAAGUUGGUGGAUCUUUAUACAGCACAUGGCAAAGAGACAUAUACCGCUGCUCCACUUAAAGGAGCCAACCGAAGGAAAAAGAGCUAUCGCAUUGCUAGAACGAGUGGCAGCUUUCUACAGCUCAACAUAGCAUAUCGAUUUUAAGUUUUAUUUGUUAAUAUCGCGGGUUUGUGUACUCCUCAGCCAGUGUCCUUAAAACUUUGUUAAGGGGGAAAAAAUAAAAAUGACGCAUAAAAAGUG
This is a messenger RNA of Zophobas morio, 2198 nucleotides long. RefSeq lists its product as uncharacterized. The transcript is spliced from 18 exons. The coding region runs from base 16 to 2088 and encodes 690 amino acids. NCBI's taxonomy places the organism in Eukaryota, Metazoa, Arthropoda, Insecta, Coleoptera, Tenebrionidae. The record is from RefSeq and is a predicted model, not a curated record.